Messenger RNA from Hemibagrus wyckioides, 1229 nucleotides. Its product is annotated as transcription factor HES-5-like. Gene Ontology annotation, biological process: anterior/posterior pattern specification; regulation of transcription by RNA polymerase II; regulation of neurogenesis. Lineage: Eukaryota; Metazoa; Chordata; Actinopteri; Siluriformes; Bagridae. The record is from RefSeq and is a predicted model, not a curated record. Gene Ontology annotation, cellular component: nucleus. Gene Ontology annotation, molecular function: DNA-binding transcription factor activity, RNA polymerase II-specific; protein dimerization activity; RNA polymerase II cis-regulatory region sequence-specific DNA binding. The transcript is spliced from 2 exons. The coding region runs from base 30 to 710 and encodes 226 amino acids.
UAUUGUCCUCUGCUAGAAGAACACUGAGCAUGUGGCAGCCCUACAUUCCUCAUUGUGUGUCCAAGCUCUCCCAUUGGCUCCAAACUGUGAGAACCUCCAACAAGCCCAAGACCCACACAUUCAUAUGGAGAUUUGGGAGUAUAAAUAGAGGAGCUGCAGCCAGUACAAAUCAGACCCACUCUACACAGAGAGAUCUACAGCACAGAGACACAGCCAUGGCACCAACCAUCACUUCAGCACUGAACAUCUCAAACGAGCACCUACCUCUGAACAACAAGCUGAGGAAGCCGAUGGUGGAGAAGAUGCGCAGAGAUCGUAUCAACAGCAGCAUUGAGCAGCUGAAGUCUCUCCUGGCUCCAGAGUUCCUCAACCAGCAGCCUGACUCCAAACUGGAGAAAGCAGAUAUCCUGGAGAUGACAGUCAGCUUCCUGAGACAAAAGCAGCAGCAGCAGCAGCCUGCAUUCUCCUCCAGCUCAACAGCUGUCAAUCAAGGCUUCUCCAGAUGUGUCCAUGACAUUGUUCACUUCCUGUCUAAAGAAGAGGUGAAGACACAGAGCCAGAGAAAACUGCUGAACCACUUCCAGAAUCUGCAGCCAUCUUCAGACGAGAACAGGAGGGAAAGUGUUGUGGUUCAGCUGAGCUCUACAGAGCAGCAGAUCAUCAGCAAAGAGAAGAGUUCAGUUAAGAGCUCCCUCUGGAGGCCCUGGUAGUCCUCUAGGACAGAACCUGUCUCUGUUAACCACUGUUGACCACAUUGGUCUGCUAAUGUGAGAGUAAUACCUAUGUAUUUUUUCUGUUGGGUAAAAUUUACUCUUGUCCACCAUCUUACUUGAAUAAUAUUGUGUUAUGUCACAUGAUUUCCUCUGCAUCUACAAGACAUGAGAGACUUAUUUUUUCAAUGCAUUUAUUUUUAAUGCUAUUGUAUACUAAAAAAAUAUUCAUUUCUAAUGUUUGGAAUGAUGUAAAGUCAGUCAUUAAAGUCUGACAUCCAUUUCCUAUAUCUGGUACAGGUACAGGUACAGAAGAUUUGCCUUUUAUAAAGGCUUUAAUAUUCUAAAUCAUAUCAAGGACUUUAAUUAACCUAUAAAUAUCAGAAGCCUGAACUUCAUAGUGAAUAUUGAUCCUUUCUGGAUGGCCUAUUUUCUUUUCUGAAUAUUUCCUUCUGUGAAGGUAAAAGAUUUUAAAAAAUAUUAAUUGAAUGUACUUGACUCAUGUCAUGGCGAAAUAAA